Volvox carteri f. nagariensis is the source of this 949-nucleotide messenger RNA. RefSeq lists its product as uncharacterized. Lineage: Eukaryota; Viridiplantae; Chlorophyta; Chlorophyceae; Chlamydomonadales; Volvocaceae. Gene Ontology annotation, molecular function: threonine-type endopeptidase activity. Gene Ontology annotation, cellular component: proteasome core complex. The transcript has a single exon. Bases 115 to 933 code for a protein of 272 amino acids. The record is from RefSeq and is a predicted model, not a curated record.
CGGAAAACGUAUUCACUGAAUGCCAAGGAAUCCUCCCGCCACAACGUAAGGCACGUUCUGUUCCAUAUAAGGUAUCCGGGCACGUACACCUUCUUUUAAUCAUCGGCAAUUACAAUGCAAUUCAAGUUAGACCUAGGUAUACUUGAGCCCAACGCGGGGCGCAAGGGCCCAGGGCUCGGCCCAGAUCUGCAGCUGGACGUACCAACGGCGUCAUUCCCGUUACCAGCAGUGCAAGACCUGGACAAGUUUGAGCGGGAAGUCGUGGAGAUGGUGAAGCCGUGCCACGGCACGACGACGCUGGGCUUCAUCUUCCAGCACGGCGUCAUUAUUGCCGUCGAUUCUCGCGCCACGAUGGGCUCUUUCAUCUCAUCACAGACUGUCAAGAAAGUUAUCGAAAUUAACAAGCAUCUGAUUGGCACCAUGGCGGGCGGCGCCGCGGACUGCCAGUUCUGGCAGCGGAACCUGGGCAUGCGAUGCCGCCUUUACGAGCUCAACAACGGCAAACGCAUCACCGUCUGCGCCGCGUCGAAGCUUCUCGCCAAUACCAUGUUUUCUUACCGCGGAAUGGGCCUGUCCAUGGGCACGAUGGUCGCGGGUUGGGAUUCCACCGGGCCGGGACUGUACUACGUCGACAGCGACGGUCAACGCACCAAGGGCCAGAUCUUCAGCGUUGGAUCCGGAUCUUUGUACGCGUACGGCGUUUUGGACUCGGGCUACCGCUGGGACCUCAGCGUUGAGGAGGCCAUCGAGCUGGGCCGCCGGUCCAUCUAUCACGCCGGGUUCCGCGACUGCGCUUCUGGCGGCACAGUCAGUGUGUACCACGUCACCCAGGACGGUUGGACCAAGGUACGGGGCGAUGACGUCACCGAGCUCCACUACCAGUACUAUCCCGACCCAGCACAGCACCCAGCGACGGCAACCUCGGUCAUAUGAGAGAAGAGGAGAUGAG